UUGUUCCGGAACAGCGAGCAUGCACAAUACGGGCCUAGGGUAGCACUGUGGCUUUUGAUGGUGCGGCCCAUCGUCUGACCAUGGUCUGACCCGCAACCUAAAAGGUUCAACCGGGCUGGACGCGUGCAGGGAAGUGCAUUGUGCGUGUGAGUUCUCGACACUUAGUUGCAUUUUACUGUUCUCGCAUUCGAUUUAAAGCUGUCAAUAAUGAACUCAAAUUCAAAGUACGCGGAAAUUUCCCAACAACCUGAUGGCGAGACAGGUGAUGGUGCCAACGGGAUGAGUGCGGCAGUCUCUCAAGCUUCUUCCUCGGCCGCCGGCUCACUGAUUCUCACGGCUGAACAGAAGGAGGAACUCGGAGGAUAUGACUUCCCCUAUGAUGGUAUCGUGUUGGAGGGCGGAGGGAACAAGGGCCUAUCAGCAACGGGGGCGAUUCGGGUCCUUGAGGAGCUUGGCUACUGGGGAAACAUCAAACGUUUUGCUGGGGCCAGUGCCGGUUCAAUGGUUGCUGCUCUUGCGUCUGUUGGAUAUAACUCGUAUGAUAUCGAGACAUUCCUGAGAGGUGAUAUCACCAAAGUCUUCCUUGAUGCCAGAUUUGGCACACUCAGCUUUCUUCCUAACAUGCUGAUGAGCUACGGUUUGCAUCCCGGCAAGAAGAUCUCUGAUUGGUUCGGUGAGCAACUCAAAGCUAAGACGGGCAAACCAGACCUGACAUUUAAAGAGUUGUAUCAGCUAAAUAAAACGGAGCUUUGUAUUACCGUGACCAACAUGAACACCAUGGACUGCACGUAUUGCCAUGUCAAAACCACUCCCGAUAUGCCUAUCAGAGAAGCAGUUCGGAUGUCCGGCUGUAUUCCAGGCUUUUUUUGCCCUGUGGAAGUAAAGAGCGGGAACACAACGGACUACUACGUAGAUGGAGGACUACUCUGCAACUAUCCAAUACAUUGCUACGACGGCUGGUAUUUGUCCAUGAAACCCGAUGAUUCCUUUCUCAAACGUCUUCAGCCAUUUGAGCAACUUCCAAAACUCUGGGACCCCAACAAACGCUUCUCUCCUAAGGACGAGAACACAUUGGGGAUCCUACUUUAUGCCAACGAUGAGAGGGAGAUUAUGAAGGACGACCUGAUGAAACGUUUUGAGAAGCAUAUCACAUCAUCUGAAAAGCCGGUUGUCCCUAACACCCCUCUGGCCAUAGCCCGAGAAGAGGCAAUGAAAGAAAUAGAGAAGAAGAGGACCGAGCAUCAAACACUUAUGUCAUCGUUUUCUAAGUUUCUCAAGGUACUUCGGGACAGCGACAUCGACCACAGCGGGACUAUUAGUGAGCAGGAAUUCGAGAUGGCCAUGAACAAGCCAAACUCGGAGUUUACAACCGAAGACAAGAAGCAGCUAUUUGGGCAAGACUUCAUUGACGCAAAGGCAUUUUUCAAACAACUGGACACGUCAAAAGAUGGCAAAUUAACUAUACACGAACUGAUGGCGUUUGGGGAGAGCAAAGGCUUGGAGAUUAUGGACCAUUUCCGUGGCUACAGCCGCAAGGAAAUCGCUGGUCUUGGGAGCUACUUCAGCAGUAUUCUGGACACCUUGCUCCUCAAUAUGAAGAGAGUCUUCGUUCAGGGCUCUGAUGUGCAUCGUACGAUCGGCAUUAACACCGGUUACCUGGAUACUCUGGACUUCAACAUGGAGGAAGAAGACCAAAGUUACAUGGUUCAGCAAGGCAAGGUUGGCUGCAUAGCUUUUCUCCGUGAACGCAUUGCUGAGAACAAGUUGGUGCGCAAGACAUGAACUGCACGGUGGUAGAUCAUGGUCAAUCAUCCAUGUUACAACUGAUAAUGUAGUAACUAUAACUGAUAACGUAUCACUUACCGAUAAUGUCACACAAAUUGACCGAUAUUGUAUCACUAACCGAUAAUGUAACAAAAAUGACGGAUACUGUAGUAAAUGUUGCUACACUAUCAGUCAAUUCUUGUUACGCUAUCGGUUAUGACUGAUAAUGUAACAACA
Molecule: messenger RNA, 2001 nt
Organism: Patiria miniata (bat star)
Lineage: Eukaryota; Metazoa; Echinodermata; Asteroidea; Valvatida; Asterinidae
Exons: 12
Coding region: 208-1782 (524 amino acids)
Biological process (GO): lipid metabolic process
Molecular function (GO): calcium ion binding
Source: RefSeq, a predicted model, not a curated record